Molecule: messenger RNA, 1292 nt
Organism: Sinocyclocheilus rhinocerous
Lineage: Eukaryota; Metazoa; Chordata; Actinopteri; Cypriniformes; Cyprinidae
Exons: 7
Coding region: 184-1176 (330 amino acids)
Source: RefSeq, a predicted model, not a curated record
UUAUUCCCACAUGUAUUUAAUUUUAGAUUUAUUUAUUUAUUGAUUCAUUUAUUUUUACUUUUCCGUGUGUAACAUGGAAAUGAGGAAGGCGGUCCUUGUGUAGCUUCAGUGCAUCAUUGGUUGAGAGCUCACGCGUAGAAUCUCAGGCCAGCUAAGCGAUAGAGAUUUGAGUUUUCAAAGAAAAUGGCGGCAAGCAGUAAUUCGUUGUCCAGUUUGCUACGGGAUGUGGCAGAUCAGCUGGAGAGUUCAUCGUCGUCAUCGAGUCUGGAACCGUCGACGUCAGAGCCUAGGGUGAUGACACCCAGAGUCAGACACCCAGUGGAUGCUGAAGUUGCAAGACUAUUUACGCCUUACAACAGAGGAAGAGGACUUGCAAGACGAACAAGCUUGCCUGUGAUGAGUCGUGCAGUAUCCUGCAGCUUUACGCAUAACUUCUGCUGUCUUGAUGACAAAAAUGCUGAUUUAGUACCCAGUCGCUGUGCAAAAGACAGAUUGUUCUCUGCUGGGUUAGGGGAGAAACGUGUCACCUUUCGAGGAUGCCAUGCAGAUCCCCAAAAAUUUAAGGAUGUCAUCGUGGAGGCUUUUCCAAAACUCAGACAAGGUGGUGGGUUUGAGUUGCUAAAAAUAUCUGGAAACACAAGGAGCCGUUAUCUCAGCUUGAUACCCUGUCCAAAUGAGGGGUACCAUGUAAAGUAUUUGAAAGAUCCUCAAAAUCAAAUUGGUCAUGCAACCAUUUUCAUUCGUCCACUUCAACGAAACUUAGAAGUUGAAUCACCAAGUCUUCCUAGCAGAGAUGAGUUGAUUGGACCACCUCAAAAAUGUGUUGUAUGUGGAGAUGAAUUCCCCUUUGCAGCUAUAAAGUCUCACAGUGAUGAGUGCAUGAGGUAUUNGAAAUUUGAGCCAGAUGCAACAGAGGCCUCAAAGAAGUACAGAGAAAACCUAUUGAAUACCCAUGAAAGGGGAAAAGAGCUACUUUUCCAGAUGGACAUGAGAGACAGUCCUGAAGACAGGGAGAGAGCAAUCUUGACUUUCUACAAGAUGGCAAAUGUAGAAUGGGUUUGUCCUUUAAAAUGUACACUACAUGGUGAUCCUGCAACUGGAGACGGUGUGACUAGUCAUGUUUUUGCAACAAUCAUGUCAAAACUCCAGCAUGGUUUUGAACUACAACUCGGUUAGUGACCUAUACAAUACAUGUUCUUUUUUUUCCCUGUUUUCUUAGGAUAACUUUAAAAGAAGUUUACAGCAAUUUGUUGGCAUUAACAGUUAACUACUUGCCAUUGGCCUUAGGGUUG